Messenger RNA from Candidozyma duobushaemuli, 1044 nucleotides. It is a transcript of the gene BTS1, whose product is annotated as farnesyltranstransferase. Bases 1 to 1044 code for a protein of 347 amino acids. The transcript has a single exon. Gene Ontology annotation, molecular function: prenyltransferase activity. The record is from RefSeq and is a predicted model, not a curated record. NCBI's taxonomy places the organism in Eukaryota, Fungi, Ascomycota, Pichiomycetes, Serinales, Metschnikowiaceae. Gene Ontology annotation, biological process: isoprenoid biosynthetic process.
AUGAACUUCAGCAUAGACGAGCUUAUCAACAAGACGGACACGGGGCCGGUUCCGGGCGUUUUGAAAGAGCCGUACAGCUACAUUUCCAGCAUUCCGGGCAACAAUCAGAACAUGCGGUACCGUUUCAUCAUCGCCUUCAACGAGAUGUUCUUCAAGAUCCACAAUAAGGCGGUUCUCGAGGAGAUCGGCACGAUUAUCUCGAUCUUUCACGACCUGUCGUUGCUUAUAGACGACAUUGAAGACGCCUCGGAUACACGGAGGGGCCAGGAAAGCGCCCAUAUCAAGUAUGGCACGCCAUUGACCAUCAACUGUGGAAACCUCAUGUACUUUGAGGCGCUCCACCAAGCUACAAAUGUUCUUCCGGGACUCGUGGAGAGAACUUCUAUUGACUCUGAUGAGCUUCUGACCCGGACGAACAAAAUCCUCGUGGAGGAAAUGCUCAACUUGCAUCAUGGCCAAGGUCUCGAUAUAUUCUGGAGAGACACGCUUCUAGGUCAGUGGCGGAAAGGAGAAGCCGAACUUCCGUCGGACGAAGAGUACCAGCUUAUGGUGAUGAACAAAACAGGCGGUUUGUUCCGUUUGGCUGUGAAGCUUUUGGCUCUUUUCGCAGACGAUACCGUGGAUGCUGCCAAGUUGGUGCCUUUUGCCAAUUUGCUAGGAAUCAUCUACCAAAUUCGUGACGACUACAUGAACUUGGUGGACGACAGGUACCACAAAAUGAAGGGCGUUGUUGGCGAAGACUUGGUAGAGGGCAAGCUCUCGUUACCUAUACUUUACGCAUUAAGAGAAGCACCCAGAGAUUCGGCUCUCCAAACUUUUCUUUUUGACUAUCUGGCCAAAGAGAGGCUAGAUGCUAAAGAUGCCUUGGCAGAUGCCGUGCUGUCUUUGAAGACCGAUACCACAGCAUUGAAGCAAACAUAUGAGCUUCUCAAAACCUACGUUAGCAAGGCAAUUGCCAUCUUGAAUGACAAGGGCGCCUCUAAGGAUGAUCUCUUAUUUCAGGUGGUGGCUCAUUUAGGCGAUAUCCCUGAGGCUUCGACCUAG